Drosophila yakuba is the source of this 1943-nucleotide messenger RNA. RefSeq names its product transmembrane protein 185B. The transcript has 4 exons. The coding region runs from base 258 to 1334 and encodes 358 amino acids. The record is from RefSeq and is a predicted model, not a curated record. NCBI's taxonomy places the organism in Eukaryota, Metazoa, Arthropoda, Insecta, Diptera, Drosophilidae.
GACAGAUAUGCCAGUCAAAAAAGUGUGUAAAUAAAACAAAGAACAGAAUAUAAAUAGGGAAAGGGGUGAAAGAUCGGCACCAGGCGCACAGUACCAACUGCCACCCAAUUCACCAUAACACACACCGCUACGGGCGCUGAUCGCUUCAAGGAGCGGACGCAGUGCGGCGGGUGCCCACGAGCAACUAGUGUCCAGGUACCAAGCAGUGUCCAGUGUCGCGCUCGCCAUUGCCAUAGCUCUAUGGUGUCCCCAGCAACAUGAACCUGGAGUCUCUGUUCCGCGACUUCAAUCCCUGCAAAUUCAUCGUCCACUGCAGCCUGUUCACCUUUGUCACGCUCUUCGCACUGCGCCUGGACAACUUUAUAGAUUGGCCCUACUGGGCGAUUUUCACACCACUGUGGAUAUGGAAAUGCACCGCCAUCCUGGGUGCCAUCGUGGGCGCCAUUGUGUGGUGUCGGUAUCCACAUUAUCGGCUGGAGGGCGACGCCUACACGCAGUUCAAAGCGAUGCUCAUCUCGCUGGCCCUGCACCUGAUCCUGCUGAUGUUUGAGCUGCUGGCCUGCGAUAAGCUGACCUCGGACCGACAUCUGUGGGUGCUGGUCUUCAUUCCGCUGAUCUUCGGCUCGGUGGUGAGUGUGGGCGCCUGUGUGUGGGCCGUCAAGCACGAUCGCUCCUUCGAACUGGAGCUCUUCCUGGCGGUCAACGCGCUUCAGUUUGUCUCACUGCCGCUGAAGCUGGAUCGCUUUGUCUACUGGAACUGGGACGUGGUGUUCGUGCCCAUGUGGAUAGUUAUAUGCCUGAGCCUGGUCAGCGUAUUGUACAACAUCAUCUUUUGUGGCAUCAUGAUGCGUACGCCAGAGGUCUCGCUGCAGCAGAAGAAGGCGGCAUUAAACGCAGCCGUGGGCAACAUCUGCACGGUGCUUCCACUGCUCUGCUUUCAGGUGGUCAUUUGCGACAAGCUGGACGGCGAGCUGAAGUUCCCGUACAUCGUGGUAUUUUCGCCUCUGCUGGUCUCCAUUAUGGCGCUAAUCAUUCUCAGCUCUUCGGCAAAGGGCGGCAACAUGUGGUGGUUCGGCAUCCGCAAGUCCUUUAGCCAGUUCCUUUUAUCCGCGAUGCCGUUCCUGCAGGAGUACGGCAACAUCAGUUACCAUCCGGAAACCCACAGCAAUGCCGCACAAUCCAUGCCGCUGGACGCAGCGUCCUCGUCGACGAGCAUGGCGGCCAGCGAGCAGCUGCACGAGUUCAACAAGCACGAGAAGAAGGGCAAGAAGGGGGCCAAGAAUGACAUCCUCAAGCCAGUGGUACCGUUCGUCAGCAUCGACCUGCCGGACUAGAUAUAGACAACCAGCGCAGCACAUUAGCAACAGCAAACAGCAGCAUCAACAAUAAAUCGCAAGAACCACAUAGACAUAAGGACAGCCCCACGGCACGCGCACACGGAGAUGCCGCACACCUUUAAUCAGGUGUUUAUGUUAAGCAUUGCAUACCCAAACACACUCACACUCACACAUCGGCCGUAGCUUUUAGACUCGUACUGAAUUUUAAUUGUAAGCCAAACGCUAACACCGCCCACACAGCAUGCCCCCAACUCCAACCACUCCCAUCGUCCGCACCAUGCUCCCUCCCACGCAUACGCCUGCAUAUAAUAGCUGUACAUAUAUACAGAUCCUGGCCACACGCUUCUGUUUGGGUUGUAUUGUACCUAACCCAAACCCGAAUCUGACUCCACCUUGACCACUGUUUGCCUACACAAAUUGAAGAGAGCAGCAUUCGGAACAUUGACUCGCGGCCCUGUAUAUAUGUGCUAGUAUUAUAUGUUACAUCUCACACACCUUGAGAAACCACUUAUGUGUAAUGCCCUACUAUAAAUUGUAAAUAAUUAACAAAGUACGUGAAAACGAGAAAUAUACUUAAGUGCUUCCAAAAUGAGGAGACGAUGAUAA